Messenger RNA from Poecilia latipinna (sailfin molly), 1391 nucleotides. RefSeq lists its product as uncharacterized. Gene Ontology annotation, cellular component: cytosol; endomembrane system; membrane. The record is from RefSeq and is a predicted model, not a curated record. Gene Ontology annotation, biological process: negative regulation of apoptotic process; protein folding. Gene Ontology annotation, molecular function: protein binding; protein folding chaperone. The transcript has 3 exons. The coding region runs from base 303 to 1340 and encodes 345 amino acids. Lineage: Eukaryota; Metazoa; Chordata; Actinopteri; Cyprinodontiformes; Poeciliidae.
GGGAUGGGGGGAAGGGGGAGUCCUGGUACUGGUUCAGUCCAAGUGUUUGGGUCUUUUAUCAGGUCCAGAACUGAUUAAGCGACUCCAAAUCCAUAUUACUCAGCUCCACACAUCUGGUCGCAAAAAUAGCAAAUGAGGUGAAAUGUAGCGGUUUCUCAAUAAAAAGCAUCGUGAUCUGUAAUUACGCCCAACCAAUAUGAGACGCCCAAAAUAAGAUUAAGAGAAUAUAACUUUCUUCUGCCAGGACUUGCUUUUUCAGACUCACAAUGAAAUCAAACCAUUCAGUCGGGGAAUUAUAAUGGAUGCACUAUUUCUACUUUUUCUUUCUUUCUUCGACCAAUCGGUUCGUUUCAAUAGAAAACACGCGGGGAGCUGGUUACAACAGAGGAGCGCGCAUCGCCCAGCGCAGGUUUGCGCACGGAGAGGACGUAGCUGCGACACUAGCGAGGCGAAAGGCGCGACUACAGCCGAUAAGAUGCGGUGAAAAGCUCCACUUUCUCCCCCCUUCUCCCCAGGCAUUUUUUUUUAAUACCACGGAGUGCCAGAGUAGACGGAAAUUAAAAGGAAACGGGUCCAAGAUGAGUGCGGUCCAGGCUGGAGGCGAAGGGAGGGUGGAUAGCGGCAGAGGCAGCCUCACCGCCAGCAGCGGCGGCGGCGUUAGCGGCUCCCCGAGGCUCCAUCAGCGCGUUCAGCCCCCCAACAGCGGCAGCCGGACGAAAGAUAGCAGAAAUCAACAGCAGCAGCAGCUUCAGCUCCAGCAGCAGAGGCAUCAUGGUGGGUCGAUGCUGAAGCAACCAUCCCACAAUGAGCCAGCUGACGUCGUGAGGCGGGCGCUGGACUUUAAGAGCCAAGGCACUCAGUGCUACAAGGAUAAGAAAUACAGAGAGGCGAUCGGCAAGUACCACCGCGCUCUGCUGGAGAUCAAGGGGCUGUGCAGGGUGCUGGGAGAUCCGGACCCCGGCCCCAAGUCCACGUCCACCCUCCUGCCGACCAUCAGCAAGUCCAGCACGCUGACGGACGAGCAGAAGGGGGCGAUGGAGAAUGCGGAGCUGGAAUGUUACAACAGCUUGGCUGCUUGCCUCUUGCAAAUGGAGCUGGUGAACUACGAGCGGGUGAAGGAGUACUGCCUGAAAGUGCUUCUCAAGGAAGGGAAGAACUUCAAAGCCCUUUACCGCUCUGGAGUGGCCUACUACCACCUGGGAGACUACCAGAAGGCCCUGUACUACCUGAAGGAGUCGCACAAACAGGAGCCAUCAGACACAAACGCCAUCCGCUACAUCCAGCUGACAGAGAUGAAGAUUCGCCGAAAUGCCCAGAAGGAAAAGAAAGAAGCGUCAUAAGCCGGCGCCUCGCCUGUCAUGAGUUGCAGCCCCACUGUGUGCCACUGGGAC